AUGACCUAUGUAUUAAGCCAGAAGUUCCUGAUCUCAAGGAAUAUUUACAAAAGAUGUUGGGAAGCUGGAGAGAAAGCUGUGAAUGUGUCCGAAUUACGCCAUGCUGAACAUGAUGAUGAACGUGUGCAAAAGCCGGAAUGGUCGGUGGUAAUCGGUGUUUGCACCCAUCUUGGAUGUGUGCCGAUUGCAAAUGCCGGUGACUUCGGUGGCUACUUCUGCCCGUGUCACGGAUCCCAUUAUGAUGCGUCCGGACGUAUAAGAAAGGGACCAGCUCCGUUGAACCUUCAUGUGCCAGCUUACUCGUUCAAGGGUAACACUGUUGUGAUCGGUACCUCAUAA
This is a messenger RNA of Cooperia oncophora, 339 nucleotides long. The record is from the annotation of a GenBank genome assembly. NCBI's taxonomy places the organism in Eukaryota, Metazoa, Nematoda, Chromadorea, Rhabditida, Trichostrongylidae.